Messenger RNA from Rhodofomes roseus, 945 nucleotides. Its product is annotated as lysophospholipase. The coding region runs from base 1 to 945 and encodes 314 amino acids. NCBI's taxonomy places the organism in Eukaryota, Fungi, Basidiomycota, Agaricomycetes, Polyporales, Fomitopsidaceae. The record is from RefSeq and is a predicted model, not a curated record. The transcript has 7 exons. Gene Ontology annotation, molecular function: lipase activity. Gene Ontology annotation, cellular component: membrane.
AUGGCGUCUAGCGGUUCUACAUCAUACAAUGAAGCGUGGCUACCCGGGCCCGGGGGCCACCAAUUCUACACCCGCACAUAUGCAGCGACCGGGACGGCUCGCGCAACAGUUGUCUUCAUCCAUGGCUUUGCGGAGCACGUUGGGCGACACGAGCACGCUCACCGCUAUUGGCAGACCAAGGACAUCACCGUGUUCACCUUCGACCAACGCGGGUUCGGGCGGACAGCGCUGGAUGUGAAGCACAAAAGCAAGGAUGCCUCGUAUGGCAAGGAGACGUUCGAGGACCAGAUACGCGAUAUUGAGUUCUGGGUGCGGUACGUAAAGAAGGAGCAUCCAGACUUGCCGCUGUUCCUCGCUGGUCAAUCCAUGGGUGGUGGACUCGUGCUAUCGUUCCCUACACAGUCAAAGCCCCCGCCGUCCAAGGAGUCGGUAGAGUUAGUCUCCGGUAUCAUUGGCAUGAGUCCUCUCCUCCUCCAGACGACUCCUGUCUCCAAGCUACUGCGCAAGGCUGGCACAGCGCUAGCCGCCAUCGCACCAUGGCUCCCAUUCCCGGCGGACGUUCCUCCUGAGGAUCUGUCUCAUGAUCAAGCAGUGGUCAACGCCAUCGACCCUGACCCGCUUAUCAAGAAGCACGGAACUGCCAAGGGUCUUUCGGACAUGCUCGGAAUGGGAGAGAACCUUCUUUACGGCUCCUACAAGAAUUGGCCAAAGAAACUGCCGGUCCUUCUUAUACAUGGCACAGAAGAUAAGGUCACGUCCCACAAAGCGUCGGAAGAGCUGUACGGCAAGCUCGAUGCGGAAGACAAGAAAUUGUCGUUAUACGAGGGCGCUUACCACGAACUCACAAACGAACCCGACGGCGUGAAGGAGAGGUCCUGGGACGAAUGCAUCGCGUGGAUCCACGCACAUGUCCCGGAAGCACAGCCUGAGAUGGCGAGGUUGUAG